This is a messenger RNA of Globicephala melas (long-finned pilot whale), 3896 nucleotides long. RefSeq names its product immunoglobulin mu DNA binding protein 2 (gene IGHMBP2). The record is from RefSeq and is a predicted model, not a curated record. NCBI's taxonomy places the organism in Eukaryota, Metazoa, Chordata, Mammalia, Artiodactyla, Delphinidae. Gene Ontology annotation, cellular component: cytoplasm; nucleus. Gene Ontology annotation, molecular function: 5'-3' DNA helicase activity; DNA binding; ATP hydrolysis activity.
CCCCUCGCGGCAGCCGGAACUCGGCGGCUCGGGACCUCGGCUGCUCCGGGCCCAGGCCGGACUGCGGCCAUGGCGUCGGCGACCGUGGAGAGCUUCGUGAACAAGCAGUUGGACCUGCUGGCGCUCGAGAGGGACGCGGAGGUCGAGGAGCGCAGGUCCUGGCAGGAAAGUGUCUCUCCGAAAGAACUCCAGAGCCGAGGCGUGUGCUUGCUGAAGCUGCAGGUAUCCAGCCAGCGGACCGGGCUGUACGGACGGUUGCUGGUCACCUUUGAGCCCAGGAGAUGCAUGUCUGCAGCUGUGCUUCCCAGUAACAGCUUUAUUUCCGGUGACAUAGUGGGUCUGUAUGAGGAAGACAGUCAGUUGGCCACUGGGAUCCUGACCCGGAUCACCCAGCAGUGGGUCACCGUGGCCUUUGAUGAGUCCCAUGAUUUACAGUUGAGUUUGGACCAAGAGCAUUCCUACAGGCUGUUAAAACUUGCCAACGACGUCACUUAUAAGCGACUGAAAAAAACUCUGAUUACCCUAAAGAAGUAUCAUUCUGGCCCCGCGUCCUCGCUCACAGAGGUCCUCUUCGGCGGAUCAGACCCCAGCCCUGCCAGUGAGAUACCGCCCCUGACUUUCUACAACGCCACUCUGGACGCCUCCCAGCAGGAAGCGGUCUGGUUCGCGCUGUCCCAGAAGGAACUCGCCAUCAUCCACGGGCCUCCCGGCACCGGGAAGACCACCACUGUGGUUGAAAUCAUUCUCCAAGCUGUGAAACAGGGCUCAAAGGUUCUGUGCUGCGCCCCCUCUAACAUCGCCGUGGACAACUUGGUCGAGCAGCUGGCCCAGUGGAAGCAGAGGCUCCUGCGCCUCGGGCACCCCGCACGGCUCCUGGAGUCUGUCCAGCAACAUUCCCUGGACGCGGUCUUGGCGCGGGGUGACGGCACCCGGAUUGUGGCUGACAUCAGGAAGGACAUCGACCAGGCCUUCGCAAAAAGCAAAAAGACCCGGAAUAAAAGAGAGAAAAGUAAUUUUCGAAAUGAAAUCAAGGUGUUAAGGAAGGAGCUGAAGGAGAGGGAGGAAGCAGCCAUGCUGGAGAGCCUGGUUGCGGCCAACGUGGUCCUCUCGACAAACACAGGUGCCUCUUCGGACGGCCCCUUGAAGCUGCUGCCAGAAGGCCACUUCGACAUGGUGGUCAUUGACGAGUGUGCCCAGGCCCUGGAGGCCAGCUGCUGGAUCCCCCUGCUGAAGGCCAGGAAAUGCGUCCUGGCCGGAGACCACAGGCAGCUGCCCCCCACCAUCUUCUCUCACAAGGCCGCACUGGCGGGGCUGUCGCUGAGCCUGAUGGAGCGCCUGGCGGAAGGGCACGGCGCCAGGUCGGUGCGGAUGCUGAGCGUGCAGUACCGCAUGCACCAGGCCAUUGCGCGCUGGGCCUCGGAGGCCCUGUACCACGGCCAGCUCACGACCCACCCUUCCGUGGCCGGGCGCCUCCUGCGGGAUCUCCCGGGAGUGGCUGCCACAGAGGAGACGGGUGUCCCCCUGCUGCUGCUGGACACGGCCGGCUGCGGGCUGUUUGAGCUGGAGGACGAGGAUGAGCAGUCUAAAGGGAACCCCGGUGAAGUGCGCCUCGUCAGUCUGCACGUCCAGGCGCUGGUGGACGCCGGUGUCCAGGCCGGCGACAUCGCCAUCAUCACCCCGUACAACCUGCAGGUGGACCUGCUCAGACAGAGCCUCACGCACAGGCACCCGGAGCUCGAGAUUAAGUCUGUCGACGGCUUCCAGGGCCGAGAGAAGGAGGCUGUGAUCCUGUCCUUCGUCAGAUCCAACAGGAAAGGUGAGGUUGGCUUCCUCGCCGAGAACCGGCGCGUCAAUGUGGCCGUCACCCGCGCCCGGCGGCACGUGGCCGUGGUCUGCGAUUCCCAUACCGUCAGCAGCCACGCCUUCCUGAAGACGCUGGUGGACUACUUCACAGAGCAUGGGGAGGUGCGCACAGCCUUUGAGUAUCUCGACGACAUCGUCCCUGAAAACUACUCCCGUGAGGGUGCCCAGGGCCCUGGCCAGGCCGACGUGAAGACCCGCGGCUCUGCCGCGACGGCCAGGAGGGCUCCCGGGAGCAGGCAGCCCACGGGGGCCGCGCUGGGUCGGAAGAAGCCGGGCACGGCGCCUUUGUCCUCCGAGGCCCAGCCUCAGCUCAGCCUCAACGGAGGCGGCCGGGAGGGGGCCAGGAGCAGAGAUGGCGCAGAGCAAUUCAGGGCUGUGAUAACGGAGUUCGUGGCGAGUGAGAAGACACAGCUAGAGUUCCCUGCCUCCCUGGAUUCGCAAGACAGGAUGUGGGUCCAUCAGAUCGCGGAAGAGUACGGGCUGAGGCAUGAAAGUGCCGGGGAGGGGAAGGAACGGUUCAUCACCGUGAGCAAGAGGGUCCCAGCGGCCCCUGCGGCUCCAGCAACCCCGGCAGGGCCUGGCAGCAAAGCCCCUCUGUGUCCAGAGCCCCCCAGCCCUGCGCAGGCAGAGCCCGCCAUCGGGGAGCAGAGCAGCCGGGGCCAGCCGGACCUGAAGGCGCUGCACCUGGACAGACUGCAGAGGGCGGGGAGCCAGCCGGAGCAGCGGGCCACGGGCUCCGGGCCGCGGAAGUUACCAGAAAAGAAAAAGAAGAAAGAAGCAGAAGGACCCAUGGCCAUAGAUCUGCCCGCCGGGGAGGACUUUGACGCCCUGGUCUCGGCCGCCAUCAAGGCUGACAACACUUGCGGCCUCGCCGAGUGCACAGCCAGCGUCGUAACCCUGGGCCAGCUCUGUCUGCACUGCGGCCGCCGUUACUGCCUCAGCCACCACCUGCCCGAGAUCCACGGCUGUGGGGAGAGGGCUCGCGCCCAUGCGCGGCAGAGGAUUAGCCGGGAAGGGGUCCUCUACGCUGGCAGCGGGACCAAGGACAGGUCCCUGGACCCUGCCAAGAGGGCCCAGCUGCAGAGGAGGCUGGACAAGAAGCUGGACCAGCUGACCGGCCAGCGGAGGGGCAAGAGGAAGGAGAAGGGGAAGUGAGGCUGGGAACACCACCGCCUGCACCGCCUCUGUGUCUGAAGCUGUGGCUGCCGGUGAGCGGCGCUGCCCCCGGCGUCUUUCUGUCCCUGGCGGCAGCUCCUGGCGACGGUGCUACAGGCAGACCCACGCUGUCUCCCCGGUGACGGGGGCGGUGAGCUGCUCUGAUGUGGUGGGUCGCGGUGGAGAGGCCAUGGGGCACAGCUAGGGCCAGUGGCUGCUUCUCAGGGCUGUUGUAGGGAAGGCCCUGGACUGCUGCGUCCCCUUCCUCACUCCCGGCCCAGGCCAUUUUCCGAGAUCCCGCCCUCGGAAUCACGGGCUGCUGCUUCCGGCGUUGGGAAGGUUCUGUUCCCUCGGACCCCUGCCUGGGCCUCAAACUCCAUAAAAGUGAUGUCCCCGCCGUCAGGGCUGGCCAGCGUUCAGCCCGUCAGGGGAGAGGGCGCCCAGGUGGCGUCUUGGAGCUGGCAUGUGUCCUGCGUGCCCCCGUGCACGGCUCGCCCCUCGUUGGGGCUGUGACUUCACCGAGGCCGUCGUCUGUCUGUGCCCUCGUGGUUGCAGUGGCCCCAGCCUGACCUGACAGCCCUAACCAUUCUGCUGCUGUGCAGGCCCUAGCUCAGGCCCGGGUGUGGUUUACAAAGGCUCCUGGGCCGGCACCUGCCCGUCCUCGGCGCUGUUCCUGGUGACGGUCUCGGGAAAGAGCCACCCCAGAGCGCCGGCGCUGCUGACCCCUGCAGACCCAGAGCCCCCGGAGGUGUCCUCCCGGGUCCUUCAUUGAAGAGAACCCCAGGUGGAUGUAUUCUUUUAUCCUCAGAGUUUUUUGUGUUUCAAAGGGAUAUAAGUGAUUUAAAAACCAAAUAAAAAUACGUGCACGUUGUCCACAG